Messenger RNA from Strongylus vulgaris, 447 nucleotides. NCBI's taxonomy places the organism in Eukaryota, Metazoa, Nematoda, Chromadorea, Rhabditida, Strongylidae. The record is from the annotation of a GenBank genome assembly.
GCUAUGCCGGCUGACAUAUCAGCUGCCGAAGACACGCUGGUACAGUGCUAUAACAAGGGAUGUGGACAAAAAUUUGAUCCUAGCACAAACAGUCCAGAUUCCUGCCUCUAUCAUCCAGGUCCACCAUACUUCCAUGAUGCCUAUAAGAUUUGGAAUUGUUGCAACAAGAAAAGCACUGACUUCAGUACUUGGUUGAACUUCCCAGGUUGUACUCGUGGAAAGCAUAAUCCCGAAAAACCUGCGGAUAUUGUCAAGGUCGCAGCUGUGAAGGAGAUCCGGCCAGAAAAGGAGGAAGAAGUUAUAGUAUGGAAAGGUUUGAAUAAGCCAGCUGAACGAAAAGCUGAGGAGGAAAGAAAAGAAGUCGCACUUACUGUGAGUUCAUUAGUCCUUUCUUCCCCAUCUUGGCGGGUUUGGCCUUUUCUUCGUCGAUCUCAGUUUAUCACUUGA